Boleophthalmus pectinirostris (great blue-spotted mudskipper) is the source of this 3437-nucleotide messenger RNA. RefSeq names its product ubiquitin-conjugating enzyme E2Z (gene ube2z). The coding region runs from base 396 to 1589 and encodes 397 amino acids. Lineage: Eukaryota; Metazoa; Chordata; Actinopteri; Gobiiformes; Gobiidae. Gene Ontology annotation, cellular component: nucleus. The record is from RefSeq and is a predicted model, not a curated record. Gene Ontology annotation, biological process: negative regulation of apoptotic process. The transcript is spliced from 7 exons. Gene Ontology annotation, molecular function: cysteine-type endopeptidase inhibitor activity; ubiquitin conjugating enzyme activity.
GUGUGCGGCUCUUGAUCGCUGAAGCUCGGGCUGAAGUUGCGUUGUGUUGUCGCUCUGUCUCACGUCUGAUCCGGGAGUAAAACCGUGACAGCUCCUGCCCCGCGCCCCGGGACCCCGACCGAACCCUCCCCCCGCCGGGACAUGCCCGUUUCCCCGCCGCCGCGCUACUUUCCGAGGCCCGGGCCACACUGUUGAGCUAAAACCGCAAACGGCUGCCAUGUCGCGGGGAGAAAUUCCGUGUUGCGCGGCCUCGCCUGAGCUCCUCGCGUCUACGCACUGAAUUUUUGGGGACGAGAACCGAGACGAGGCGCCUCUUUCCCGGCUGUCCAUGCGCUAACCGCCCCCCGGGGGAACCGCAGCGUACACCGAGCCCUGCCUGCCGCUAGCCCCGACUCAUGGCGGACAGCUUCGGAGAAGAGUCCAGCGGCGGUGCCCUUGGCUUAGGCGUCACCGGGCAAGGCAACGGGGCCCCUGCGCUGCCCGCUCUCACCAGCUCCGGACACCUCCUCUCCCCCGGCGGCGGCGGCGGUGCUCCCUCCGGCUCCGGGCCCGUGUCCCCCGCUCACAGUGGCCUGACCGCGGUGGUGACUCCCCUGGCGCCCGUCACCGGCUCCCUGAGCCCCGGGUCGACGCCGCCGGUGGUGGCCGUGUCUCCCGUGGUGCACACCCCGUCGCCGCUGGCCGGGGUCGGACUCGGGGUCGGCGGGGUGGCGGGGGUCGCGGGGGCCGGGCUCCUGUCCCAGAUCCACGCCACGUCCUGGGACCCGACCAUGAGCACGGACUGGGACAACGAGAAGGCGUCCCAGCAGUGCAUACUCAGGAUAAAGAGGGAUAUCAUGUCCAUCUACAAGGAGCCGCCUCCGGGCAUGUUCGUGGUCCCUGAUCCUCAAGAUAUGACCAAGAUCCACGCUCUGAUCACGGGUCCGUUCGACACCCCGUACGAGGGCGGCUUCUUCCUCUUCCUGUUCCGCUGCCCGCCGGACUACCCCAUCCACCCGCCCCGCGUCAAGCUCAUCACCACGGGACACAACACGGUGCGCUUCAACCCCAACUUCUACAGGAACGGGAAAGUCUGCCUCAGCAUCCUGGGCACGUGGACGGGUCCGGCCUGGAGUCCAGCUCAGAGCAUCUCCUCCGUGCUCAUCUCCAUCCAGUCCCUGAUGACGGAGAACCCCUACCACAACGAGCCCGGCUUUGAGCAGGAGCGCCACCCGGGGGACAGCAAGAACUACAACGAAUGUAUCCGGCACGAGACCAUGAGAGUGGCCGUGUGCGACAUGCUGGAGGGGAAAGUGCCCUGUCCCGACGCCCUCUGGAGCGUGAUGGAGAAGUCCUUCCUGGAGUACUACGACUUCUACGAGAGCGUGUGCAAAGAGCGGCUGCACCUACAGGGACAGAACAUGCAGGACCCGUUCGGGGAGAAGCGCGGCCGUUUCGACUACCAGGGCCUGCUGUCCCGCCUGGGCGCCACCCACCGCCGCGUCAGGGACAAGAUGCUGUCGGAGGAGGUGCCCAACGACGACGACUCGGACUCUGACAGCACGUCCAGCGGCACGGACCCAGACAGCCAGGGCAGCACCCAGCCCUGAGCCUGUCCCCGAGCCCCCCGAGACAGGGGCCGCACCUGACACCCACACGCCCAGGGACUUGAACGCAGGGACCCGGGACCUGCCUGGGACCUGCCUGGGACGUGGCGCCGGGUGAACUUGUGUUUUUUUUGUGUGGCAAACCAGCUGUACUUCGGUGUUCAGACGAGACUGAGAAACCAGAGAUUUCUACACGAAUUAAAACGACUUGAAUUCAUAAAAGUUUCCUUAAUUCGAGAAGUUUUAGCUUUUUUAUUUCGUUACGAUUUGUAGACUUUUUUGAUUACUUUCAACUUACUGGUUCCAACGUUUUAUUCCCUGUUUUUGUUUCAAGGUAAAUAAUCUGUUCAUGGGUUAAGUUAACACUGAUCGUUUUGUUUUUUUUCUUUGAAGCUUGAAAAAAUCUGUUCAAAUCAGUCAACUGAAAAUAGUAAAAGGCGAGUAAUAGUUUAUUUGAUUAUUAAAGUUUUGACAAGAAAAUGUCAUUAGAAUUUUAUUGACCAAAGCGUUUAAAAAAAAAAAAAAAAGUGCUGUAUUUUUCGGAUUAUAAAGCAGAUUAAGUGAAACAAACGGACGACACUUGAGAUUUUCUACGAGGACGACUCAAAUAUACACUGAGUAAUAAUGUGUUUAAUGCAUCUUUGACACAUUUGUUUACGUUUUACAGAAAAAAAAAACUUAAAACCACAUGACUCAUUUGCAUAAACUAUAAGCUCUGAAAAAAACAACAACAGUUCUUUCCUUGUGUCGCUGAUGUGGUUCAGCUUCUGUCGGACUAAAGGACAUGACUCAGUGGAAUUAUAUGUGUGCUUUCUGGUUUAGACCUGGUUUAGACCUGAAAUAGACCUGAUUAUAGUCCUGGUUUAGUCCUGGUUUAGACCUGAUACAUUUCUAUUUUAUCCCAAGUUGAGUCCUGGUUUAGACAUUAAAUAGACCUAAUUUAGUCCUGGUUCAGUCCUGGUUUAGACCUGGUUUAGUCCUGGUUUAGCCCAAAUUUAGACUGAGGUUAGACUUGGGUUAGACCUGGUUUAGACCUGGUUUAGACCUGAAAUAAACCUUAUAUCGUCCUGGUUUAGUCCUGGUUUAGACCUGGUUUAGUCCUGGUUUAGACCUGGGUUAGACCUGGGUUAGACCUGGUUUAGACUUGGUUUAGACCUGAAAUAGACCUUUUAGACCUGCUUUAGACCUGAUAUAGUCCUGGUUCAGACCUGGGUUAGACCUUGUUUAGUCCUGCUUUAGACCUGCUUUAGACCUGAUAUAGUCCUGGUUCAGACCUGGGUUAGACCUUGUUUAGUCCUGGUUUAGACCUAGUUUAGAGGUGAAAUAGACCUGAACUUGUCCUUGUUUAAACGUAAUAUAGUUCUGUUUUAUCCCAAGUUUAGUCCUGGUUUAGCCCUAGUUUUGACCUGGUUUAGACCUGAUAUAGUCCUGGGUUAGAGCUGAAAUAGACUUAGUUUGGUCCUGGUUUAGACCUGGUUUAACCCUGUCGGACAAAAGAACACGACUCAGUGGAACAUGAGUGUUCUUUCUGCGACAAGGCAGCAGCCGUAAUUCUCCGACAUUCCAUCAAGCAGAGCGGCUUCGUAGUUUACCAAAGUCGUACUAAAACAUUUUGACAGAUUUUUUUGAGCGCCGUGUUCCACAGAAAAUCAGUUUGAGGUCAGUAACACAACCAGAAUUAAAACAUAAGAGUUGAUUUUUGAGUGCCGUUAUAGUCCGAAAAAUAUGGUAGUUUAUUUGAUCAUUAAAGUUUGACGAGAAAAAAAAAGUAUUAAAACUUGAGACAUACUAAGUUUCGUUAAAAUGACUCCGAUUAAGAACAACAUUUUGAAUUCAAGUCUUUUAAACUGG